AUGGCCCGCAGCAAUGCAAACGGAGGAAGCCCUCGACGCAAGCAGCGGCCGACGCCCCUGCAGCUUCAUCAACAGCAGCACCGCCGCUUGGCUGACCCGCUUCGCGUCUCACUGCCACCUGCUCCGCCUCGCAGGUCCGGCCAACGCGGCGCUUACAUGGAUUGGGACCGUCCGUCUCACGAUCUCGUCCGCCGCUCACCAGAGCUUAAUAGCCAGUCUGAGCGGCGCCGCGACGACGGCCGGUCUCGUGAGCAGAACAACCAACACGACUCUGUCCGUGACCGUGGUCGCAACGGCUUUCUUCAACAGCAGCUGCUCCCGCCACUGCCGCCACCUCCCGUCCACGAACUGACGGGCUACGAGCGGGAGCGGCGCCGUGGAGAUGAGCGAAGCCUCUCUGUCGGCCCUCGUGAGCUCAAGUCUCUGCGCGAUAACACUUCCAUACGACCUCUUGGACAAGCCACGCCGUUGAAUCGAGCACACAUCCACGAAGAGAAUCGUGCAGUUGAGCUGACCCGUCUCAAUGCGGUCGUGGUACAGCGCAACAACACUAUUGCCGAGGCCCAGUAUCAGAAUGAACAGCUGAAGGAGGAGAUAUCCCGUCUCAAGAUGGCGGCCGCCCGCCGCCUGGAUAAUCCUCCCUCCUCCGAACUCCGGAAGGCGUUGCUGCAGAAGAACAUGGAGUUCGAAAAGAUGCGUGAAGCAUUGGGAAGCAGGACUGAAAUGGCGGUUGCACUACACGACAUCUGCAACCGCCAGCACGAGUUCCUCCGCGCAAUCGGCGGCAGUAUCUACGCCGCCGAUGCAGCACAGCAGCGGCAGUUCGAUGCGUGGGUCAAGAGCAACGAGCUCUAUAUGGCCCACGUGAAGAGCCAAAUUGCCUUUGAGACGGAUUGGGAGGAUAUGGUCCGCAGGGCCAAUGCGGAGGCUUUGAAGGAGAUCGGAAGAGCUGCUCAACAGGCGGCUCAGCACAUGGCCGGACAGAUUGGCCAACAUGCCGCGCAACGGUCUGGACCUCAGCAUGCACAGUACAAUAUCAAGCAUGCUGUUGAGCAACUCAUCCAAGAGGCCACCGAGAAGCUUGACGACAAGCCCAAAAACUCCACUCCUGCUGGAUGA
This is a messenger RNA of Diplodia corticola, 1119 nucleotides long. RefSeq names its product viral a-type inclusion protein. The transcript has a single exon. The record is from RefSeq and is a predicted model, not a curated record. NCBI's taxonomy places the organism in Eukaryota, Fungi, Ascomycota, Dothideomycetes, Botryosphaeriales, Botryosphaeriaceae. Bases 1 to 1119 code for a protein of 372 amino acids.